AUGCUAAAUCGAGUAGCGUCAGCACGGGGAAUUCCCUUGCUCUGGCUGACAGUUGGGCUGACAGUAUUACGUCAGGUGAACAGCGGGGUAUUAAACACUACGCACAGAGACGACAGGUUUAUCUUCACCGUAAUACAGUUCGCCAACACCCUGUGCGGGACGGGACUCAACUCGGGCACUUGUUACACGUCGACGCAGUGUGACAAAUACGGUGGCACUGAGAUUGGCACUUGCGCCAGGGGAUAUGGCACUUGCUGCGGAGUCUCCCUCACCGGGUGUGGGGGCGACAUCCGCAUUAACAACACGUGGGUCUACUCGCUCGACUACCCGAACACAUACAACGACGACCUGGUCUGUUCGUACAGGGUCUACUUCGACGACACGCCCGGCAAGAUAUGUCAGAUCCGGUACGACUUCGCGGCGCACGACCUGGUGGCGCCUAAUAUUGAUGGUGUUUGCGCAAACGACAGACUCGUCUUUCGCGAAGACACAAAAUCCACCUAUUUUUGCGGAAAAGCGCCCGAGAAUUAUCACUGGUACGUGGACACCGCCGGCACCGUCAGCCCCCACACCUUCACCAUCAUCACGGACACCUCCAAUUACUUCCGGCGCUACGCGAUGAAAGUCUCGUUCAUCCGCUGCAAGGAGAGAGUGCCGUCGAGAUGCGGUCAAUAUUACACCGGCCUCAGUGGCACUAUAAACUCCUACAACUACAACAAUGGAUAUUAUCUCGCCGGUCUAGAUUACGGGAUUUGUUUCCGGAAAGAAUCUGGAUACUGCACGUAUACGCUUAGAAAAACGUCCAACAACCAAUACAUCGACGACAGCGACAUGCUGCGGCUCCCCGUGGGCGGCGGAAUCGAACUGGUCCCGAACCCGAGUCUGGCCGGAUCCUCCUUCUUCUGCGGCGUCACCGUGGUCAAGAUGGCCGCCAUGUACUACACGCCGCCGCUCUGCUACUAUCCCGAGGCCAUCACGUCAGCGCAGACGCAGGGCCCCUUCUUCGUGAACGUCUAUACCGCCAUCGACACAGUGGAUAACGUGAACCCUCUGGUGAGAACGCCUCCUCAGGCUGGGUUUGAAUUCGACUGGGAAACAAAUCAGUGUACGUAGUAAAAUAAUACUAUGAUAAAUAAUUGACAAUAAACACUACAUGGGAACAUUAAACUCUAUCACGAAGACUAUAGAAACACUAUAUACUGUCUUAACGAAGGCUGAAAACUCUUAUAAUAAAGAAACAAAUAUUUACUACCGGACACUAUAGCAAACAUUAUCUAAAACUCUAGCAAGUCUAAAUAUUGUUAAAUUUCUGAAAUGAAAACGGAAAAGUGUAUAUGAAGGUAAUUUUCCGAAAUGAUGGUGUUUUUUCUCUGUAUAUAGAUAAAUUAUAUUAUUUGAGAAUAGAGUAUUUAUAUCUAUAAAUGGAGUUUUAUUCUACCUUUUCUGUGAAGAGUUAUUCUCGACAGGGCGAGAUAAUUUGUUAUUGAAAGACUAAAAAUAAUA
Messenger RNA from Penaeus chinensis, 1503 nucleotides. RefSeq lists its product as uncharacterized. Lineage: Eukaryota; Metazoa; Arthropoda; Malacostraca; Decapoda; Penaeidae. The transcript has 8 exons. Bases 1 to 1113 code for a protein of 370 amino acids. The record is from RefSeq and is a predicted model, not a curated record.